This is a messenger RNA of Beta vulgaris subsp. vulgaris (sugar beet), 877 nucleotides long. Its product is annotated as protein MOTHER of FT and TFL1. NCBI's taxonomy places the organism in Eukaryota, Viridiplantae, Streptophyta, Magnoliopsida, Caryophyllales, Amaranthaceae. The record is from RefSeq and is a predicted model, not a curated record. The transcript has 4 exons. Bases 93 to 662 code for a protein of 189 amino acids.
AGUAAAACUACGACCAAAGAAAAACAUUAGUACACUAAAGUUAUAACUAUUGUUUGGUAAAACAAACAUCUCAUAUAUAGUACUACUACUACAUGCUAUACCAAAACACCCUAAGAAAUAAAUCAAUGACAACAAUGGUUAGAUCAAUCGAUCCUUUGGUCGUCGGAAGAGUGAUCGGAGAUGUCCUUGAUAUGUUUGUUCCGGUCGCCGAUUUUCGAGUCCAGUAUGGUACUAAACACAUAUUCAAUGGGUGCGAAAUCAAACCUUCCCUUGCUAUUGAAAGGCCUAUUGUUCAAAUUUCGGGGAUUCCGUCGACCGAUAAUCAUUAUUCGCUAAUCAUGGUUGAUCCAGAUGCUCCAAGUCCAAGUGAGCCGAAAAUGAGAGAAUGGCUUCAUUGGGUUGUUGCUGAUAUUCCGCAAGGGUUGGACGCUUCCAAAGGAAGAGAGUUGGUCGAGUACAUGGGACCAAAGCCACCAACCGGAAUACACCGGUACGUGUUUGUGUUGUUUAGACAGAAAGGGCCUAUUGCAAAGCCGUGGCAAUUGCCACACGCCCGUAACAACUUUAGCACUCGGAACUUUGCUAUACAAAACGGCCUCGGUUUACCGGUCGCCGCGGUUUACUUCAACUCUCAGAAAGAGGCUGCAAAAAAGAAACAUUAGCCGAGGGAAGUGUCCAUGCAUGGCUACACGAAUGAAGUGGUUAGGCUAGGGGAGUGUCCGUGGCUUCAUUGAUGAAGUGGUUAGCAUGUAGCGAUUAGUAUUGGGUGGGGAUGGAUUUUUGUUGUUUAAUUUUCUACGUGCGCACUCUACAUUUUGUGUUUAAAGUUUCCUCAAUGUACAAUACAUUACAGUUAUGUUAGCGUGGUUUAAUUAUA